Messenger RNA from Tuber aestivum (summer truffle), 917 nucleotides. The record is from the annotation of a GenBank genome assembly. Lineage: Eukaryota; Fungi; Ascomycota; Pezizomycetes; Pezizales; Tuberaceae.
AUGGCCACCGGGAACUCUAUCUACGAUAUAAAGGGGGGGUUUCUUUCAUCCCAACUGCGGGUUUUAAAUGGUGCCCUCAACCCGAAGCCGAAUUGGCAAGACAGGCUGCCGGAAGGGGAGCAUGGUGACCUUUCCGAGGGAGUUUUGAAUCAAGUUUUAUACAAACGUAGGUUCCACCGUUUACCCUUGGCGCUCCCUCUGUCGCGGAGUCCACGAGAACCCGAAUGCUGGCUAAUACAUGAGGCCUUCAGUGAACGUUGUCGCUAAGAGGCAUCAGAAACUUGUCUACAGUUCACAGGCCUUGAGGCAUGUUGCUGAACAGAUUGACGAUUUGUACCAGAAAAAAGACGACGACGUGGAGGGUAUCACACAGGAAGACGAUGUCCUGAGGAGGGGAGCGAAUCUUAAGGAUCCUCAGUAAGUAGUCGACUCCGCCCAUAAGAUUCAGGUUUAUAUAGCAUCGCUAAUCCGCCCUGUAGAAGUAUCGAUCUUCUCCCGGAAAGCUACCCGGCAGAGGGAGGGGAUAGUGAAGAGGACUUGGAAGAGUAUGCAUACCGGAACCUGGAGUUUACAGCAGAGCGUAGCUAACCAGGACAAGGUAUCAAACCUUAAGGGCGAAGCUAGCCAAUCACUCAGCUGCGCUUCAGGCCCAGCGUCAAAGGCAUGCGUAUUACUCCCAACUAAAGUCCUUGGUAGCGCCUUUUGCGGACCCCCAGCGGUCGGUGCAGCCAAAUCUUGUCACCAAGGAUGGCCCGUUAGCAGCAGAGUUGGAGCGAACCAGGCUUCUCGCCGCUAAGCUGGCAUAUCAGAUCGAGAAGUCUAAAUUUCCGGACACGGACCGAAUGGAUGAGGACGAUGAUGAAAUGGAGGAAAGCGUGGAGGAUCAGCUAAGGAAGAUACUUGAGCUAGCAAGCUAA